Molecule: messenger RNA, 711 nt
Organism: Cladophialophora psammophila CBS 110553
Lineage: Eukaryota; Fungi; Ascomycota; Eurotiomycetes; Chaetothyriales; Herpotrichiellaceae
Exons: 3
Coding region: 1-711 (236 amino acids)
Source: RefSeq, a predicted model, not a curated record
AUGUCAACUGAUACUGGGCAUGUUUCCGGAUCCUUUGAUGCGAGCUGGGCGCUCAAUAACCCAGAAGCCCAGUUUGACUGGGGCUAUCGGUCUAAGCACGGCUCGGUCGUCUUGUCAAAGCUGAUCACCGGUGCUUAUUACGGAACCACUAUCAGUUAUUCGUACUACUCCGGAUGCUCCACUGGUGGUCUGCAGGGCUUCAGAGACAUUGAGUUGUACCUGGGUGACUUUGACGGAAUUUUGGCAGGAGCACCUGCAUGGCGGACGACGCGUCUCCAACCAGACAAUGUACAAGUGGCACUCCACAACCUUCCGGUCGACGCUCCUACUCACAUCUCCUCCCAGGGCAACUUUGUCCCUGAAAGGCUGCUUUGCACACAUACUUCAAACAAAGGCGCAUGUCUGACUGGACCUCAAUUGGAAACUUUGUACUAUAUCUACAAUGAUUGGCGGGAAACAAACCAAACGUUCGUCUUCCCUCACUUUGAAAUGGGAUCCGAUGCUCAGUAUGGUUUUCUCCUGAACACGGAUCCCGGAAAUCAUACCGAGCCAGGGAUUGCGUGGAUACGGAAGUGCCUUUACAAUGACACAUGGGAUUGGCAUGAAUUUACUUACCAGGUAAUCCUGGACGCGGACCGUAUCAACCCUGAGCAGGCGAAUGUUGGCUUCAAUUUCACUGGGUUCUACAAACGUGGUGGCAAGAUUAUUUAA